AUGGCACCGAAGUAUGAAUGGUGGGCCAAAGGAAACAACAACCGGAAAGGCACUCCGGUCGUCGUCAAAAUGGAAAACCCUAACAACUGGUCAAUGGUGGAGCUCCAGUCACCGUCCGAGCAAGACUUCCUCGUCGAAGGCCGCCGUGAGAAAUCUCGCAACAAGAACGCGAGACAGCUCACAUGGGUCCUCCUCCUCAAAGCUCACCGCGCCGCCGGCUGUCUCACUUCCCUCGGCUCAGCAUUAAUCGCUCUCGGCACCGCCGUACGCCGUCGCAUCGCCGCCGGCCGUACAGACACCGAAACCUCCUCCUCCUCCUCUUCCUCCUCCUCUCUAACCAUCCCCAAACAGAAACCGAGAUUCCUCUACUCGUGCCUAAAGCUGUUCCUAUGGCUUUCCUUAACGCUUCUAGCUUUCGAAGCCGCUGCGUACUUCAAAGGAUGGCAUUUCGAAACGCCGAAGCUUCAGCUUCAGUUUAUCUUCACAAUGUCUCCUUUCGCCACCAAAGCCUUGUUCGAUUGGGUUUACACUCACUGGGUCCUGCUCCGCGUCGAGUAUCUCGCUCCGCCGCUUCAGUUCCUCGCUAAUGCUUGCAUCGUCCUCUUCCUCAUCCAGAGCCUCGACAGACUCGUCCUCUGCUUGGGCUGUUUCUGGAUCCGCUUCAGAAAAAUCAAACCCGUCCCUAAAUCAUCACCGUCGGAUCUCGAAUCCGGCGACAAUGGCCAAUUCCUCCCAAUGGUUCUUGUUCAAAUCCCAAUGUGUAACGAAAAAGAGGUUUAUCAGCAAUCGAUUGGGGCGGUGUGUAACUUAGACUGGCCAAAAGAAAAGAUUUUGAUUCAGAUUUUGGAUGACUCUGAUGAUCCAAUCACGCAGAGUCUGAUAAAAGAAGAGGUUCACAAAUGGCAGAAGGAAGGUGCGCGUAUCGUGUAUCGUCACCGUGUGAACAGAGAAGGCUACAAAGCUGGGAAUCUCAAGUCCGCCAUGAACUGCAGCUACGUCAAGGACUACGAGUUCGUUGCCAUUUUCGACGCUGAUUUUCAGCCUUUACCUGAUUUCCUCAAAAAGACAAUUCCUCAUUUCAAGGACAAUGAGGAGCUAGGGCUGGUACAGGCGAGAUGGUCGUUUGUGAACCAGGAAGAGAACUUGUUGACGAGAUUACAGAACAUAAACUUGGCGUUUCACUUUGAGGUUGAGCAGCAAGUGAACAGCGUCUUCUUGAACUUCUUCGGGUUCAAUGGGACAGCUGGCGUGUGGAGGAUCAAGGCCUUGGAAGACUCCGGUGGUUGGCUCGAGAGAACUACCGUCGAGGACAUGGACAUUGCCGUUCGUGCUCAUCUCCAUGGCUGGAAAUUCAUCUUCCUUAAUGACGUUGAGUGCAUUUGCGAAAUACCGGAGUCGUAUGAAGCUUACAGAAAGCAGCAACACCGAUGGCAUUCAGGUCCUAUGCAACUCUUUCGCCUUUGUUUGCCAGCUGUCAUCAAAUCAAAGAUAAGCAUAGGGAAGAAGUUCAAUUUGAUAUUCCUCUUCUUCCUACUGAGGAAGCUGAUCUUGCCCUUCUACUCAUUCACACUCUUUUGCAUCAUCUUGCCAAUGACCAUGUUCGUGCCGGAGGCAGAGCUUCCUGCAUGGGUUGUCUGCUACAUACCCGCAACGAUGUCGUUCCUCAACAUUCUUCCGGCGCCCAAGUCGUUUCCGUUUAUCGUUCCUUACCUUCUCUUUGAGAACACAAUGUCCGUGACCAAGUUCAACGCCAUGGUCUCGGGUCUGUUUCAGCUAGGGAGUGCGUACGAAUGGGUUGUCACGAAGAAAUCAGGGAGGUCGUCGGAAGGAGAUCUUGCUGCUCUGGUUGAGAAAGAAGGAGUGAAGACGAAGCAUCAUCAGAGAGGCGUCUCUGCGCCGGAGACAGAGGCUGAGAAGAAAGCUCAGAAGAAGAACAAGAAGAAGAAGCAUAAUCGGAUAUACAUGAAGGAGCUGUCGCUGGCGUUUCUGUUGUUAACGGCUGCAACGAGAAGUCUGUUGUCGGCUCAAGGAAUCCAUUUUUACUUCCUCUUGUUUCAGGGGAUAUCAUUCUUGUUGGUGGGUCUAGAUCUUAUUGGAGAGCAAGUUGAAUGA
This is a messenger RNA of Microthlaspi erraticum, 2112 nucleotides long. The record is from the annotation of a GenBank genome assembly. NCBI's taxonomy places the organism in Eukaryota, Viridiplantae, Streptophyta, Magnoliopsida, Brassicales, Brassicaceae.